Messenger RNA from Salvia miltiorrhiza (redroot sage), 711 nucleotides. RefSeq lists its product as uncharacterized. NCBI's taxonomy places the organism in Eukaryota, Viridiplantae, Streptophyta, Magnoliopsida, Lamiales, Lamiaceae. The record is from RefSeq and is a predicted model, not a curated record. Bases 1 to 711 code for a protein of 236 amino acids. The transcript is spliced from 3 exons.
AUGAACUGUCGAGCAAGGCGAGCAAUAGUUCAAAUUGAACUAUUGCUCGACAUCGAGUGUCGAGCAUCGCGUGUCGAGCAACUUAGAACUGUCGAGCGAGGCAAAAGCGUCGAGCGUCAAGCAUUGAACUGUCGAGCACAAUUCACUCGUUGGGGAAAUGCUCCUCGAGGGCCGUAUAUACGUCCGGGAGACCUUGCUCGAGUCGGAGUACCUUCGCCCGACGAACUAUUGGACCCACUUCCGGAGCCGACUCCACCAGCAGCCCCUAUCUUAGGGCAAACCAGGAGGCACGACGCUGAGGCAGGCCCCUCUAGGCCUCAAGCCUACAGAGAUUUUCCACCUGGCACGGGUUCAGUGCCAUUAGUCUGUGAGCCACCAUUGUCAUCGAGGCAGUUGAGCAAGGCAGAGAUAGCAGCCGCUAUGGUCGACGUUGACAGAGUCUUAGCCGAUACCAUGGAUUUCCUCAAUAAGGGAAAAGCCCCGGCCAUGGACGACCGCCCAACUCUUCGAGUCACCUUGAAGAUGAUUCGCUCAGCCAUCAUUGGCCAGGCAGCAGGUGAAGGAGGGGGUUUGAAAUGUGGCAAGAGCUGUCGACUGCGAUGGAUUAACUAUCUCCGCCCCGAUAUCAAGAGAGGCAAAUUCUCCCAAGAAGAGGAGCAAACCAUCCUCAAUCUCCACGCCAUUCUCGGCAACAACGCCAUAUUUUUGUGA